Messenger RNA from Ostertagia ostertagi, 861 nucleotides. The record is from the annotation of a GenBank genome assembly. NCBI's taxonomy places the organism in Eukaryota, Metazoa, Nematoda, Chromadorea, Rhabditida, Trichostrongylidae.
AUGGACGUGGAAAUCCUAUGCACAUCGGGCAAGUGCUUAGGUGACAGCCACAUUGAAGUCAGUGAUGAAGACCGCGACUUCGGCUCUUCUCGCCGUGAAAAUGUGAAGAAAACAGCUGUUGGGUCCAAAGGAAGUCGUGAUUUGAGGACAGAUCAGCGCUACUUGAAAGAAGAUGUCUUACAAAAACGACGUGAGCUAAUCAAGGGAUUUUUCGACAAUGCUUACGAACCCAUUGAAACAACACCUCUUCGGGCUAUACGAAUGCAAUCUCCGAAGCACUCGAAAGCCCGCGUUGCUAUGGAAGUGUUCUUGGACAUCAUGAAUGAGUUAAAAUUGACUGCUACAUGGAAUCGUGUAUAUGAUUUCACAAAUACUUUGUUACCGCUUCACUCUCCGAGUUCCCGGAUUGAAGACGGCGAUGAUGAAGCUGCUUGCGACAUUUGCCUGGCGAUAGACAGUGAACCAGAUGAUGAGAUGGUGUUUUGUGACGGUUGCAAUUUGUGCGUUCACAUGUCUUGUUAUGGUUUGCAAGAACUGCCACCGGACGAGUGGUUAUGUCGCAAUCCUUCAUGCUUGUUGUGUCCAACUAUAGGCGGUGCAUUGAAGUGCACAGACACGAAUCAAUGGGCGCACGUUGUGUGUGCGUUAUGGAUUCCAGAGUGCCGGUUGGAACUUGAUCCGUUACUCGUAGCUGACGUCUUUGCCUAUUGGGUGAAAAAGCGCCUGCAUCUGAACAAUGGGAAACCACUCAUUGAAAACUUGCAAGAUGAAAUCAAGGUUGUCGAACCGGAACCACCACAGCUGAGUUACUGUUAUAUGAAGUAUGUUCUAAUGUUUUUCUUCGCUUCUACAGCAGGUUAA